AUGUCACCCCGUCCUUUAACCAGUCCCAGUGUCAUCCUGUCCUUCAUCCAGUCCCCAUCUCACCCUGUCCUUCAUCCAGUCCCCCAUCUCACCCUGUCCUUUAUCCAGUCCCCAUCUCACCCUGUCCUUCACCCAGUCCCCAUGUCACCCUGUCCUUCAUCCAGUCCCCAUCUCACCCUGUCCUUCAUCCAGUCCCCAUCUCACCCUGUCCUUCAUCCAGUCCCCAUCUCACCCUGUCCUUCAUCCAGUCCCAAUCUCACGCUGUCCUUCAUCCAGUCCCCAUGUCACCCUGUCCUUCAUCCAGUCCCCAUCUCACCCUGUCCUUCAUUCAGUCCCCAUCUCACCCUGUCCUUCAUCCAGUCCCCAUGUCACCCUGUCCUUCAUCCAGUCCCCAUCUCACGCUGUCCUUCAUCCAGUCCCAAUGUCACUCCGUCCUUUAUCCAGUCCCCAUGUCACCCUGUCCUUCAUCCAGACCCCAUCUCACCCUGUCCUUCAUCCAGUCCCCAUGUCACCCUGUCCUUCAUCCAGUCCCCAUCUCACGCUGUCCUUCAUCCAGUCCCAAUGUCACUCCGUCCUUUAUCCAGUCCCCAUGUCACCCUGUCCUUCAUCCAGUCCCAAUGUCACUCCGUCCUUCAUCCAGUCCCAAUCUCACGCUGUCCUUCAUCCAGUCCCCAUGUCACCCUGUCCUUCAUCCAGUCCCCAUCUCACCCUGUCCUUCAUUCAGUCCCCAUCUCACCCUGUCCUUCAUCCAGUCCCCAUGUCACCCUGUCCUUCAUUCAGUCCCCAUCUCACCCUGUCCUUCAUUCAGUCCCCAUCUCACCCUGUCCUUCAUCCAGUCCCCAUGUCACCCUGUCCUUCAUCCAGACCCCAAUCUCACCCCGACCUUUAUCCAGUCCCCAUGUCACCCCGUCCUUUAUCCAGUCCCAGUGUCACCCUGUCCUUCAUCCAGUCCCCCAUGUCACCCUGUCCUUCAUCCAGUCCCCAUGUCACCCUGUCCUUCAUCCAGUCCCCAUGUCACCCCGUCCUUCAUCCAGUCCCCCAUCUCACCCUGUCCUUCAUCCGCUCCCCCAUCUCACCCUGUCCAUCCAGUCCCCAUCUCACCCUGGUUCCUUCAUCCAGUCCCAAUCUCACCCUUUUUCCUUCAUCCAGUCCCCAUCUCACCCAGACCUUCAUCCAUUCGUCCAAUUUACGACGUUGUCAAGAGGGGACACAGUUAGUUCAGGUAUUGGUAGAGAAGUGACUGGAAAGGGCGACAACAAUACUCCAAGACAGCUCCAAGUAACAUAA
This is a messenger RNA of Haliotis rufescens (red abalone), 1287 nucleotides long. Its product is annotated as signaling mucin HKR1-like. The coding region runs from base 1 to 1287 and encodes 428 amino acids. Lineage: Eukaryota; Metazoa; Mollusca; Gastropoda; Lepetellida; Haliotidae. The transcript has 2 exons. The record is from RefSeq and is a predicted model, not a curated record.